Molecule: messenger RNA, 6116 nt
Organism: Acipenser ruthenus (sterlet)
Lineage: Eukaryota; Metazoa; Chordata; Actinopteri; Acipenseriformes; Acipenseridae
Product: nestin
Exons: 4
Coding region: 176-5689 (1837 amino acids)
Biological process (GO): positive regulation of intermediate filament depolymerization
Cellular component (GO): intermediate filament
Molecular function (GO): intermediate filament binding; CCR5 chemokine receptor binding
Source: RefSeq, a predicted model, not a curated record
CAGACCAUCUGCACAGUAAGAGUCACUGAGAGACACACAGCCUCCCUCUCACUGCCAGAAACAGACUGCACCGGCAGCAGCACUUUGAAACACGCCAGAAGACAAAGAGAGAGAGAGAGAGAUAAGGAGAGACAGACACAGAGACAGAGAGAGAGACAUUCUCUUGCUCAGCACCAUGGAGGUCACGUUUGGAAGAGUCAGUGGGCAGCAGCCUCAGCAGAAAGCACUCCUGGGAGAGGAGAAGUUCCAAAUGUGGGACCUCAACAAACGCCUGGAAUCCUACCUCUCCAAGGUGAAGUUCCUGGAGGAGGAGAACGAGCUCCUCCGCGGAGAGAUAGACCACCUGAAGAAGGACCGGGGGGCCCGAUCAUGGAAGGCUGCCUUCGAGGAGGAGCUGAGGCAGGCCAGGGAGAAGGUGGAGGAAGCCUGGAGGAGGAAAGACCGAGCCGAGCUAGAAAGGGACAACCUGAGCGAGGAGAUGGAAGGAGUGAGAGCCAGGAGGCACAAGGAGAUCACAGCCCAGGAAGAGGUGAAGGAGAGGCUGAGGGAAACCAGCAAGGUCCUGGAAGAAGAACGAAGGAGUCAGAUCUGGAUGAGGGAGAAGGCUGCCCAGCUAGAGAAGGAGCUCCAGCUAAUGAUGGAGGUCCACCAAGAGGAAACUUUGAGCCUGAAGACCCAGAUCUCUGAAUCCAGGAAGAAAAGUGUGGCUCCCAGCAGCUUCUCCUCCUCCUCCUCCCUCCGGCUGGGAGAUCUGGGCUUGGAUUCCAGAAGGGCUGCGGAAAUGUGGAAGACGGCCACGGAGGCUUAUCAGAACCAGGUGGCCCGCCUCGAAGACACGCUGGCCCAAGCCAGGGCCAGACUAGCCCAGGUUUCAGAGGAAAAGAAGGAGGGCUACCUAAGGGCGCAGGGUUUGGCUAAAGAGCUGGAGGGAGACAGGGUGAGGAAGGAGAUGCUGAAAGAGAAGGUGUCCAUGCAGUGGGGCAGGCAGCAGAGAGAGCUGGAGAAGAUUCAGGCGGAGAUGGAGAGCUUAGAGAGAGAGAAACAGUCACUGGAACAGCAGAUGGCCGUCAUUCUCUCCGACAAACAGAACCUCACGCAGCUCAAAAUGUCACUGAGCCUUGAAGUGGCCACUUACAGAGUCCUCCUGGACUCGGAGAGCUGGAGGAUUCAAGCCCCGACUGCAGGCUUCAAAACAGGUCCCCUCCACAAAGAUGACGGCUUGGAGUUGAGUUUGAAGGAGCUACGAGGAAGGGUCCGGACACCGCUGACCGCUCGUCCCCAAAGUAGUCCAGUCUACGCGAAACUGGACGCGACGGACGUCAGGGGUCCGCAAUGCACGCCCCCUCUGAAGCCCAAUCCGAAGACCGCCGCGCCAAUCACAGUCAUCGAUAAGAGACCCCUAGAAACCCUGAGGAGCCCCGUUGUUGAUCCUUCUCCGAAAGAGAAUAUUAUUCAGGAGACCGAAAAAGAAGGAUUCAGCGUGAUGGAGAACGUGAUGACUACUGCCGACUCUGCCAGGCAGGCAGCUUUUCAAACGCCAGGCGACACCCAGGAUAAAACAUCUUGUGAAGUCCAGGGAGAUCUGUUAGGAGAUGACGUGAAGACCGAGGCUUGGACCAGGCCUGCAGAGGACAACCUUCCCAGCAUGCACUCGGUCGAGCCAGAAUUGGGACAAAGCUUUGAGGAUCAGCUGUCGGACGCCUUGGAUAAGAUCAAGGAUGAGGACAGAGUUUCACCUGAAGCCCCCUAUGAAGACCACCCAGUUUUGAAAGACGGCCGGCUCUUCGAAACGUACCGCCAAGACACGGCCAUCUCUCAAAGCACGGCUCUAGAACUAUCAUCCCAGGCUUGUCCCGAAGUCCUUGCAGACGUGGAAGCGAGUGUCAGGGCUGAAAUCAGUCAUCCUCAACCGGAAAAAACAGAAGCCUCUAAACCCAGCGGGGAUGUGGGAGAGGAAAGAGUUGAGGACAGCAAGAACGGAGAGUCUCUUUCAGAAGCUCAGCAGGCUGUGAUGGAGCUAGAUAAAACAGAGGAGGAACACCCAUCCAGAACCGAGGAAGAGCAAGUGACCAUAGAGGAGAAGGUUUCGGUGGCAGAUAGCAGCCACGAAGAGGCGCAGCUUAGCUCAGAGGAUAACACAGAGAUGCACAGCAGAGAUGCAGACACUGUAAAGCACCCUGAUGAAUUAAUGAAGACCCAGAUGGCUAUAACCACGAAUCUUGUACAAGAAGUGAAGACAGAGCUUCAUACUGUCAGGGACCAGGUCAGUUGGAAGUUAGGAGAAACCGACCCAGAAGAUGAUCUUUGCUCGCAAGAAAAAGAGCCACCCUUGACCAAAGAGACAGGAGAAGCGGACAAAAGCCUCUUGGAAGAACCUGAAAGCGAAACACGCAGAGGAGAAGAAACGGAAGCAGAGGAGAGUACUCGGGACUUGGGUUCUACUGACAGCAGUCUGGAUACCAGCGAGGAUGCUUCUGAACUGAACCACGAUGAACACGUCACGACCGACACCGUGCUCAAGGGCCCAUCGCAAGCUCUUGAGCCGUCUCUAUCACCGACGGCACAGGAGGCCGUGUCAAAGACUGAGGAGAUAGGAGACAGCAGCGACGUCGACGAGGUGAGCUCCGAGACAGAAAGGGAUGAUCAUUUCGAGGAAGAACAAGCAGCAGAACUGAUGGUCGAUGAUCAAGCAACGCUACUGGGAGAAAACAAAGUUCCCGACGCGGUGCGGAGCGUGCAAGAAACCUCCACGGAGGAAUUUGUUGGGAAAACCAAAGCCGAGCUGGAAGAAGACGUCUUUGUCGAGAAGAUGGAUAAGGUGGGUAAUGAUGGACCAGCAGACGACUUCAAUUUAGACGCGCAGCUCAAGGUGAGCUCGACACCCCCUGACCAGCUGGCUUUCUCGAAUGCAACCGAGUCCCCCAGUGUCUCCCAGUCCUGGAGAGUGGAGGGAGGAGAGCUGGAAUGCAAUGACAGUUACGCCCUUGAAAAUACAGUGUCCGACACCCGAACCCUGAUCAGGUACGAGAGCGACGAAGACGUGGCAGAGACGACAGAAGGUGACUUGAUUACUGCUAAAGAAGGAGAAGGAGGAGAAGAAGAAGAAGAAGAAGAAGAAGAAGAAACAGGUUUAGAACUAAAUAUGGAUUCUGCAAAGGAGGAGAAUGAGAAGAACGAUGAAAACCUGGCCAGUUUGCAAGACGAAGAUGACAUGAAAGAGGAUAAACACCUGGGUCAGGAAGCAGGGGUUCCCACCGACGAAUCAGAAGACGAUUCUGAAGGUGAGAUCUUGCCUGACACUCACCCAGAAGAAGCUGAAGAAGGACCUUUAGAGAAAGGAGCAGAAACGUUUGAGCCGCGGACGGAAGCUUUCUCGGAUGCAACCGAGUCCCCCAGUGUCUCCCAGUCCUGGAGAGUGGAGGGAGGAGAGCUGGAAUGCAAUGACAGUUACGCCCUUGAAAAUACAGUGGCCAACACCCGAACCCUGAUCAGGUACGAGAGCGACGAAGACGUGGCAGAGACGACUGUCCCAGGUUUGAUAUCGGAAGAUGCAGAAGGUGACUUGAUUACUGCUAAAGAAGGAGAAGGAGAAGGAGAAGAAGAAGAAGAAGAAGAAGAAGAAGAAGAAGAAGAAGAAACAGGUUUAGAACUAAAUAUCGAUUCUGCAAAGGAGGAGAAUGAGAAGAACGAUGAAAACCUGGCCAGUUUGCAAGACGAAGAUGACAUGAAAGAGGAUAAACACUUGGGUCAGGAAGCAGGGGUUCCCACCGACGAAUCAGAAGAUGAUUCUGAAGGGGAGAUCUUGCCUGACACUCACCCAGAAGAAGCUGAAGAAGGACCUUUAGAGAAAGGAGCAGAAACGUUUGAGCUGCGGACGGAGGAUUUCGAAAACGCUGCAAAGGACGACGCUCCGACCACGACAGUUGACGAGCAUGAUCAAGGGGAGAUGUUUGUGGAAGGGAAUGCAGAAGCAGGUAAAGACUUGGUGGAGAGCAAGUUAGAAACAGAAGAGGAGUCAGCUGAGGAUGAAGAAGUUAGCUUGGCACACGAUAAAGAACUAGACUUGAAAGUAGACAACGAAACGGACACGGACAGGGGAUCCCACACUGAACCAGUCCUGGAGGAGGACACACAGCUUGAGUUGGACAAUGAGGUGCAGAAGGGAUUUCACAGUGAGGAGCUAGAGAGAGCACAAGAGGUGGAAUCACACGACAAAGAAGAAGAAGAAGAAGAAGAAGAAGAAGAAGAAGAAGAAUCUCACAGUAAAGAAAGUGAGACAGGACUGGAGGGGGCUGAUAAUGAGAGAGCUCAGGAAUCUCUCGCUGAUGUCAUGGAGACAGAACCGAAGGGAGACACAGAGAUCAAAAUGGACAAGCCACCAGAAGACGGGGAAUUCCACAUUGAAGAAAUGGAGAUGGGACAAGACACUGAGACAGACAAUCUAGUCACGUCCCCAUUGGGAACAAAGGUGGACGAUUUGGCGCCCGUGGCAGAUGAAGAAGGAGAAGAAGACCAACAUUCUGAAGAGGACUGGCUGGCAGAUAAGCAAUCCACAGGUUCACCCUUAGAUCCGAAACCCGAUUUAGCUGAGGAGCUGAUCGAGCCUGUUGCAGACUCUGGAGAUCACACAGGGGACAGAAAUGAAGAGGGACAUCAGAAUCUCUCCAUGCUGACCAACGUGGAUUACACGGAGGAGCUCUCCUUACCCAGCGACCGCUGCAACACCUCCGACAGCUUAUCGGGGGCCAACCUGGAUUCAGAAGGAUCGUACAGUUCUGAGGACGAGUCUCCCAACGCCUCGCAGGUGCUGCCCAGCAAUGAAACCCAAGCUGAGACGGAGGCGCAAAAACCCACUGACCGCCAGCCAGCGAGCGAUUCAGAAGAUUCGACGGCAGACUCUUUGGAAGCGGUUACAUCUCAGAUGUUCCAAAACAAAGAAAGAAACAAUGAGAUUUCCCCUGGGGAGGUGCAGAUGGAAAGCACGCAACCUGAACAUGAAGAACAGGAGGUUCUGGAGACAUCUGACCCAAGUCAGUGGCAAGCUAGGGACUCUGUCUCAGCAGGUAAGGAAGCUGAUGAGGGUCUCCACAAGUUACCUGGAGAUCUGGCAACUGCAGAGACCAUGGCAGAUGAAUACAAGAGCUCUUUCCAAAACUUCUGGGAGUCCCCAAGCAGCACCACAGCUGACAUCUUCCGCCUGGAUCCUAAAGACACCAAGCCCGCCACCAACGGACAGCAGAGGGAGAUCGGAGACCCAGUGCUCUUAAACGGAAGCUCUGUAAACGGCAAGCGCUGGGAUGAGAAGACGGAAGCCUGGCGGAGCACAGAAAGCACGGAAGAAGGGUUCUUAGAUGUUAAGGAAGAUGCCUCAGGUGGUAAGGCUGGACUUGACACUCAAGUGAACCCAGAGGUCCAGCAGCCAUGGGAGCAGACGAUGGAUCAGAAAACGGAAUUCAGGGAGGAUGGAGGAGGAGAGGAAGAUCGGAAGGCAGACGUCGAAGGAGGUGGUGCUUCUCUGAUCCAGAAGAAAGCAAACGCCGGCGAGGCUGUCUCCACACUGCUAGUAGAAGGAGACCUCCCCCAGGACAGCAUCAAAGGGGUCUUCUAUGGAAGCAGGGGGCAUGAAGAGGUGGAGCAUUCAGGCGAUUCCCUCGAGGAACACGACUCCUGGUCUUCAGAGGGGGAGUAAGAAGGACGCUGGGAGUUAAAGCGAUACAACACAUAAGCCAGCUGGUUUCACAGAGCACUAAUCUGGGUCUACCGACAGUGAUGUUAUCUUUGGGCAAAGCAGUUCAAGAUGAAUGCUAUUUUGAGCUCUGUGAAACCAGCCUUAGCUGCGAUUUAUCAUAGCUUUUCACUCCAAACUGGAAAUGAUUCGAUUUUGUUCUAAAAAAAAGACACACUCUGCUUUUAAGUUACUAGGGGUCCGCGUACUGAUUUGUAAAUCGAUUCACAUGGUUUGAAUGGAAGGAGGGCUGCGGUUCGGUCCCGGGACUAUAGGAUUCUAAUAACGCAAUAUUGCCGCAGCUGGAGAAACGUUUCUCCAGAUAUAUGGGAGAAUCGUUUUUAAAAGAUCAGUAUCAGUAGCAUUCGCAAAAUAAACGUAUUUGAUUUCA